This is a messenger RNA of Leopardus geoffroyi (Geoffroy's cat), 5581 nucleotides long. It is a transcript of the gene KCNQ2, whose product is annotated as potassium voltage-gated channel subfamily Q member 2. The coding region runs from base 127 to 2904 and encodes 925 amino acids. The record is from RefSeq and is a predicted model, not a curated record. Gene Ontology annotation, molecular function: voltage-gated potassium channel activity. Gene Ontology annotation, biological process: potassium ion transport; transmembrane transport. The transcript has 19 exons. Lineage: Eukaryota; Metazoa; Chordata; Mammalia; Carnivora; Felidae. Gene Ontology annotation, cellular component: membrane.
CCGCCGCCGCCGCUGCCGCCGCCUCGGCCAUGCGGCUCCCGGGCCGGGGGCCUGGGCUCGGGCCCGCGCCGCCCCCCGCGCGCCUCGCCCGCUGAGCCCGCGCCCGCCGGGGCGCCGCCCGGCACCAUGGUGCAGAAGUCGCGCAACGGCGGCGUGUACCCCGGCCCGAGCGGGGAGAAGAAGCUCAAGGUGGGCUUCGUGGGGUUGGACCCCGGCGCGCCCGACUCCACCCGGGACGGCGCGCUGCUCAUCGCCGGCUCCGAGGCCCCCAAGCGCGGCAGCAUCCUGAGCAAGCCGCGCGCGGGAGGCGCGGGCGCCGGGAAGCCCCCCAAGCGCAACGCCUUCUACCGCAAGCUGCAGAAUUUCCUCUACAACGUGCUGGAGCGGCCGCGCGGCUGGGCGUUCGUCUACCACGCCUACGUCUUCCUGCUGGUUUUCUCCUGCCUCGUGCUGUCCGUCUUCUCCACCAUCAAGGAGUACGAGAAGAGCUCCGAGGGCGCACUCUAUAUCUUGGAAAUCGUGACCAUCGUGGUGUUCGGGGUGGAGUACUUCGUGCGGAUCUGGGCGGCCGGCUGCUGCUGCCGGUACCGCGGCUGGAGGGGGCGGCUCAAGUUUGCCCGGAAGCCUUUCUGCGUAAUAGACAUCAUGGUGCUCAUCGCCUCCAUCGCCGUGCUGGCCGCUGGCUCCCAGGGCAACGUGUUCGCCACGUCGGCUCUCCGGAGCCUCCGCUUCCUGCAGAUCCUCAGGAUGAUCCGUAUGGACCGGCGCGGCGGCACCUGGAAGCUGCUGGGCUCCGUGGUCUACGCCCACAGCAAGGAGCUGGUGACUGCCUGGUACAUCGGCUUCCUCUGCCUCAUCCUGGCCUCGUUUCUGGUGUACUUGGCAGAGAAGGGCGAGAACGAUCACUUUGAUACCUACGCUGAUGCCCUCUGGUGGGGCCUGAUCACUCUGACGACCAUUGGUUAUGGGGACAAGUAUCCCCAGACCUGGAACGGGAGGCUCCUGGCUGCAACAUUCACCCUCAUUGGCGUCUCCUUCUUUGCUCUUCCUGCGGGCAUUUUGGGAUCUGGCUUUGCUCUGAAAGUUCAAGAGCAGCACCGGCAGAAGCACUUUGAGAAGAGGCGGAACCCUGCCGCGGGCCUGAUCCAGUCCGCCUGGAGGUUCUAUGCCACCAACCUGUCUCGCACAGACCUGCACUCGACGUGGCAGUACUAUGAACGCACGGUGACCGUGCCCAUGUACAGCUCGCAAACUCAAUCCUACGGGGCCUCCAGACUGAUCCCGCCGCUCAACCAGCUGGAGCUGCUUCGGAACCUCAAGAGUAAAUCUGGGCUCACCUUCAGGAAGGAGCCUCAGCCGGAGCCCUCUCCAAGGCCGGCGGAAGACUCUCUGUGCAGGCCCCUCACUGUCAUUGCUCAGACCCAAGUGCGGCUGCUGGACCCUGAGCCCAGGGCUGCAUCAGGUAAAGGCAGACCGUGCAGAGAGUCCCUGUGUGGAUGCUGCCCUGGACACUCUAGUCAGAAGGUCAGUUUGAAAGACCGUGUCUUCUCCAGCCCCCGAGGCGUGGCUGCCAAGGGGAAGGGGUCCCCGCAGGCCCAGACCGUCCGCCGGUCACCCAGCGCCGACCAGAGUCUGGAGGACAGUCCCAGCAAGGUGCCGAAGAGCUGGAGCUUCGGGGACCGCAGCCGGGCACGCCAGGCCUUCCGGAUCAAGGGCGCCGCGUCCCGACAGAACUCAGAAGCGAGCCUCCCCGGGGAGGACGCCGCGGAGGACAACAAGAGCUGUAACUGCGAGUUUGUGACCGAAGAUCUGACCCCAGGCCUCAAAGUCAGCAUCCGGGCCGUGUGCGUGAUGCGCUUCCUGGUGUCCAAGCGGAAGUUCAAAGAGAGCUUGCGGCCAUACGACGUGAUGGACGUGAUCGAGCAGUACUCGGCCGGCCACCUGGACAUGCUGUCCCGCAUCAAGAACCUGCAGUCCAGGAUAGAUAUGAUUGUGGGCCCCCCACCCCCUUCAACUCCCCGGCACAAGAAGUACCCCAGCAAAGGACCCGCGGCCCCUCCGAGAGAGUCACCCCAGUACUCACCUAGAGUGGACCAGAUCGUGGGGCGGGGCCCGGCGAUCACAGACAAGGACCGCACCAAGGGCCCAGCCGAGGCCGAGUUGCCCGAGGACCCCAGCAUGAUGGGCCGGCUGGGGAAGGUGGAGAAGCAGGUGUUGUCCAUGGAGAAGAAGCUGGACUUUCUGGUAAACAUCUACAUGCAGCGCAUGGGCAUCCCCCCGACGGAGACGGAGGCGUACUUCGGGGCCAAGGAGCCCGAGCCGGCGCCGCCCUACCACAGCCCCGAGGACAGCCGCGAGCACGGGGACAGGAACGGCUGCAUCAUCAAGCUGAUCCGUUCCGCCAGCUCCACGGGCCAGAAGAACUUCUCGGCGCCCCCGGCCCAGUGCCCGCCCUCCACCUCGUGGCAGCAGCAGUGCCACCCGCGCCAGGGCCACGGCACCUCCCCUGUGGGCGACCACGGCUCGCUGGUGCGCAUCCCGCCCCCGCCCGCCCACGAGCGCUCGCUGUCCGCCUGCAGCGGGGGCAACAGGGCCAGCACGGAGUUCCUGCGGCACGAGGCCGCCCUGCGGGACAGCGACACGUCUAUCUCCAUCCCGUCUGUGGACCACGAGGAGCUGGAACGUUCCUUCAGCGGCUUCAGCAUCUCCCAGUCCAAGGAGAACCUGGACGGCCUCCACAGCUGCUACGCGGCCGCGGCGCCCUGCGCCACAGUCAGGCCCUACAUCGCGGAGGGCGAGUCGGACACGGACUCGGACCUGUGCACCCCGUGCGGGCCCCCGCCGCGCUCCGCCACCGGGGAGGGCCCUUUCGGCGACGUGGGCUGGGCCGGGCCGCGGAAGUGAGGCCGCCCGCCCGCCUCCCCCCGACUCUGGCUUUCCAGGUCUGCAGACGGGACGCUCCUCAGCGGCGCCUUGGUCUCGAGAAGUGAAGUCUGGCAGAAGUUAUUUCUUAACAAGGGGCCGCCAGGCCGGCCGUGCCCUCUCUGCAGACCGCUGGCUGGGGUGGGAGCAGGGGUGACGGCAGAGGACAGACCCCUGGCGGUAGGGAAGGGGCGUGCGGUCAAGGAGCAGGGCCCGGUGAGGGUGGCAGCGAGGGGCAGGAUCGAUGGCCCUGAGGCCCGUGGGGCGGGAGCUUGGGCCGAAGGAAGCACUGGUGCCCCGUGGGCGCGGCUUGGUCUUGUCCCUCUGUCCCCGCAAGGCUGGCACGACGACGCCUUCUCUCCUCCAGGGAGCUGCUGGCCUGCAGAGGAGGGGGUGAGACCUCAGGGCCUCCCGGCCUUGGCUCCUGUGGGGAGGGGCCUGCUCCACAGGCUUCUGGAACGGGGCCGUUGCGGGGGGCUCUUGCAGCCACCGGAGACCUGGGGAUGGGCACCCCCAUGUGCUCCAGGCCACGGCCAGCACCGGAUAGAGCCCCGUGUGCAGGGAGCAUGCUGGGUGGUUGCGGGCUGGUGUUUCUAGGCCCCAGGGCCGGGUAGGUCUUGGUGAGCAGGUUCACCUGCUGUCUUUCCCUGGGGGCCCUGCCUCACUGCUCCCCGACUGGUGCCUCAACAGGACCCAGGGCAGGACGAUGCUAUAACCCCUGGGGAAAGCCUUCAAAGCCCCCCGGAGGUUGGGGGGCCCCCUCCCCCCGUGGAGCUGAAGCAGCCCUGUCCUGUAGGGUGCCUCCUUCGUCCCCGCUGCGGCUGACCGUCCACCCACCCGCUCGGCACUGACUGGUCCCUUGGCUGUGACUUCUUGGUAUCCUGGGAGUCAAGGAUGACCAUCUCCAGCCUGAGCCUCAGGGAGCAGGGGCCCUUGUCUCCUGUGGUUGGCACCUUGGCGCCAGGAACAGCAGCUCUGAGCCAGUCUCAGCAGUCUGUGGGGUGGGAAGCAUCUGGCAUUUGGAAGCGCGGCCUGGGCACCUGGCUAUCUCUGCGGCAGUGACCCCUGCGUGUGGUCGGGCUGGACGCGGCCAAGCCCACUAUGGAGUGACUUCCCCCCAAGCGCUAGGUCCUGGGGGAGCUCUGUCAUGACUCGGACCAGAAGUGGUUGGCGAGAGAGUCUGCCUUUGUCCUCGGAGAAGGGCUUGGAAAACAGUAUCUGAGGGUCAUGUGCCCCGGGCAUGAGGUCCAGGCGCUUGGAGCUCUUUAGGGAGAAAUGUCUCUUGACCGGGCAGGGGCCAUUGCUGUGGGCUCUGUGCCUGCCCCCUCCCCUUGCCAGGACACCCCGGGUCCCACCAGAGGCGCCUCUUGCUGGCCGGGCAGCAGGUGGCUGUGCUGGGUCUGUGUUUGCCCACAGCAGAGGGCGGAGGGCGGAGGGCACAGGCUCAGAGGUGGAAACCGCUGUUGCUGUCAGGGCCCAGCCUCCGGGAGGGGAAGGUGUGGAAGUUGCCACGGGGCCCGGGAAGGAGCGCUUCUGGGGCCGUGCUGGCUCCCUCGUGCUGAGGACCGUCCUUCUCCAGGGCUGUGUUUCUCCGGCCUCGGGCCUCAGGGUGGUGGGAAAAGUCCCUACCCGUGCAGACGCUGCGGGCCUUGGUGUGGCCUGUGCGGAGUGGCCCGAGGAAGGUGCCUCUCCCAUCGCCAUCUCCCUCUGGGCUGAGCCCCCUUCGCCCUCCCGGCACGGGGGAGGGGGGUUCCAGUUGCAGACCGCCAGGCAGGGCAGGAGCGGGCGGCCCCUGAGCCGGGCAAGGCCGGGUCGGAUCUCGAGGCCCUGUGAGAGUUAGAGCAUGUCGCCAGCGACAGACCCGCCUUGCUGGGUCUCGGCCAUCGAGGACUCCACGCCCUGGGUGGAGGCGCCUGUUGUCCCAAGAGAAAGGUUGCUGUCCCGUCCCACAUGCUCCCUGUGUUGUGUGUCCCUGCAGGCGGGAGGAGCUGGCCUCAGACGUGCUCCCUGUGCACAGAGCCGCUGCACAGGGGGAGGGGUCUCUCAGGCAUGUUCCACGUCCGCAGGGGGGACGAGAGGCCUCCUGCCUGAGAUCUCUGGCCCCUCCGAAGGGAGGAGGCACCCAGCUCUGGGGGAUGGGUUAGGGGCUCGGCUUUGGGAGAUGAUGUAGUAGAGGCCCCCUCUCGGGACGCCCGGACCGAGGCCUGGGCAGUGCGUGUCCCUCACGGCACCCACCCCCUGCCCCAGGGUCCCACCCUCAGAGAAGCAUAGCAGGAAAAGGCUGGAGGCCUCCGCAGGGAGCGUGAGCCCUUGGUUGGGCGUGUGCGUGAUGGGAGUACGGAGCCGGCCGGUCACCCUUGGCACAUGUGGCAAAGGUUUCCUAAGACAAGGGCACUUGUUAGGCCAGAAUACGUGCCCCCACCAGCCCAUGGCCCUGUGCUCAUGUACACACUUGCGUACGUGCAGCACACGCACACACACAAGCACACCCACGGGGAUGUAACUUGGCACACACAUGCUCACAUGCACGCACACACUCAUGUGCACACACGCUCGUGCACACGUACACAUGUGCAGCCCACCCACACAUGCACACAAUGCGCACACACGGGCUCACUCAUACACACACUUACAAGCUCACAUGUGCACACGUGCGCGC